AUGUUUGAUCUAAAAAGGCGUGAAAUUGAGUAUCAAGUGGGAGAUAAAGUAUUUUUAAAGGUUUCUCCAUGGAAGAAGAUUAUGAGAUUUGGCCAAAAAGGAAAACAUAGUCCUCGAUUUAUUGGGCCAUAUGAAGUACUAGAGCGGGUUAGACCAGUUGCAUAUAAAUUAGCUCUUCCACCGGAGUUGGAUAGGAUCCAUAAUGUCUUCCAUGUUUCUAUGCUUAAAAGAUAUCGCUCAGAUCCAUCUCAUGUUCUUCCUGUUGAAUCCAUAGAUGUGAGCCCUGACUUAACAUACGAAGAAGAACCCAUCCAAAUCUUGGCGCGUGAGAUAAAAGAGCUUCGAAACAAGAAAGUUCCAUUAGUAAAAGUCCUUUGGAGAAAUCAUUCUGGCAAAGAGGCUACCUGGGAGCGAGAAGAGGAUAUGCGAAUUCAAUACCCACAGUUGUUUUGA
Lycium ferocissimum is the source of this 453-nucleotide messenger RNA. RefSeq lists its product as uncharacterized. The transcript has a single exon. The coding region runs from base 1 to 453 and encodes 150 amino acids. The record is from RefSeq and is a predicted model, not a curated record. NCBI's taxonomy places the organism in Eukaryota, Viridiplantae, Streptophyta, Magnoliopsida, Solanales, Solanaceae.